AUGGCCUUUGGCGGAAGAUACCACUUGGUACGAAAGAUAGGAUCUGGUUCCUUUGGCUAUGUCUACCUUGGGCGUGACGCUGAAACCGGCAACGAAGUCGCCAUGAAACUCGAACAUCACAGUGUUGCGCCAUCUUUUCUCUGCGAGGAAGUGCGCAUCUAUCGAUCCCUUGCUGGGAAGGCUGGCUUUCCUGAGGUAUACUGGCAUGGAGAUCGGGACGACUUUGCCAUUUUGGUCUUUGAGCUACUCGGGCCCAACCUGGAAGACUUGUUCCGAUACUGUGGCAACCAGUUCUCGCUGAAGACGACGCUGAUGCUCGCUGACCAACUGCUCCAUCGCUUCGAGAGUCUCCAUUCAAACAACUACCUUCACCGGGAUAUCAAGCCUGAAAACUUCCUCCUUGGUCUGGGUGAGCGAGGGAAUACCGUCUACAUGACCGAUUUAGGUCUUGCGAUUUACCGCCACCCUGAUCGAUGGGGCUCGAACAGUCCACCUCGUCCUCGUGAUGUGAAAGCGCGUCCUCCUCAGCUACUAGGCACAUGCAGAUACGCGAGUAUCAGGGGUCACUUAGGCAUCCCACAAUCCCGGCGCGAUGACCUGGAAGCACUUGGCUAUAUGCUUGUGUACUUCGUCCGUGGAAGCCUUCCCUGGCAAGGUCUCAAAGCAAAGCCGGAAGACAAGUACUUGCUGGUUCUGGAGAAAAAGCAGGCGACCAGUACGAGCGAACUCUGCGCAGACCUGCCAACCGAGUUCGUGGACUACUUCGACUAUGUGCACAGUUUGCGCGAUGAGGAUCGACCGGACUAUCAGCACCUCCGGAGGAUGUUCAGCAAUCUCUUCCUCCAGCAAGGGUUUGAGUACGACAACGUCUUUGAUUGGACGAUCCGAGAAUUCCUGAGACUGGAGCCUGACGCCCAAGAACUGCUUGCAUCGAAAGAUGUGGACGAGCGACCGGGCGAGGGCGCUAGGGAUGCGGCAAAGAAUGUGACCAAGGCAGGGCGUCGAAAGAGGGGGUAA
Messenger RNA from Fonsecaea nubica, 1017 nucleotides. RefSeq lists its product as hypothetical. The coding region runs from base 1 to 1017 and encodes 338 amino acids. The transcript has 3 exons. Gene Ontology annotation, cellular component: cytoplasm; nucleus. Gene Ontology annotation, molecular function: protein serine/threonine kinase activity; ATP binding. The record is from RefSeq and is a predicted model, not a curated record. Gene Ontology annotation, biological process: signal transduction; peptidyl-serine phosphorylation; endocytosis. NCBI's taxonomy places the organism in Eukaryota, Fungi, Ascomycota, Eurotiomycetes, Chaetothyriales, Herpotrichiellaceae.